CGCCUUCAGGUGGCGCUGCGCCUGAGAGCAGACAUGGACAGCAGCGGCGAGCCCCUGGGGGCGGGCGAGGACGAGGCGGCGUGCACGUCGGCCUCAGAGGGGCUGGAGGAGGGGGAGGUGGAGGGGGAGACCCUGCUGAUCGUGGAGUCGGAGGAUCAGGGCUCCGUGGACCUGUCCCACGACCAGAGCGGGGACUCGCUGACCAGCGACCUGGGGGAGGAGGGGGAGGGCGGCUGGGCCUGCGAGGACAUGUCCUUCUACUGCGAGCGCUGUCACAAGUGGACCCCGGCAGCUCAGCUCCGAGGAGAACAGCCCAGUUACCUGAAAGGAGACAACUUCUUCAAGUUCACCUGCUGCAGCUGCUCCGAGGACGGCAAGGAGAGCUUUGAGCGGAUGCGGCUCACCUGGCAGCAGGUGGUGAUGUUGGCCAUGUACAACCUGUCCCUGGAGGGCACGGGCCGGCAGGGCUACUUCCGCUGGAAGGAGGACAUCUGCGCCUUCAUCGGCCGGCACUGGAACUUCCUGCUGGGAACCAGGAAGAAGACCUCCACCUGGUGGAGCACGGUGGCCGGCUGCCUGUCCGUCGGCAGCCCCGCCUUCUUCCGGUCCGGAGCGCAGGAGUUCGGAGAGCCCGGCUGGUGGAAGCUGGUCCAGAACCGACCCCCCACCCUGAGGCCAGAGGUGGACAAGUCCAGCUCCAGGACCAAAGCAGCGUCCAAACCCGUCCUGGACCCCAUCAUCACGGUGGAGGGCCUGAGGAAGCGCGGCGCCCGCAACCCGGUGGAGAGCGCCAUGCAGCUGAAGGAGAAGCGUUCCCGCACGCAGGAGGCCAAAGACAUCCGCCGCGCGCAGAAGGAGGCGGCAGGAGGCUAUGCCGACCGCAGCGCCUCCUCCACGCCCGUCAAGCUGGGCGGCGGUCGUGGCGGAGGGGCCGGGCGGCGGCCGGACCUGAUCCUGGAGAAGGGGGAGGUCAUCGACUUCUCCUCGCUGAGCUCCUCCGACCGGACGCCGCUCACCAGCCCGUCCCCCUCGCCUUCGCCAGACUUCUCCGCCCCGGGAACACCCGCCUCCCAGUCGGCCACGCCCAGCCUGCUGUCGGAGGCGGACCUCAUCCCUGACGCCAUGCCCCCCCAGGCGCUGUUCCACGACGACGAGGAGAUGGACGGCAUGAUUGACCCAGGGAUGGAGUACGCCCCCCCACCCAGCGCCGCCCGCAAGAAGGUCUGCCACGCCCCCCCUCGUAUCAAGAGGGAGGCCGACAGCGAGGAAGACGACGGUCCUGAGCGCGAGGAAGACUACGAGGAGCCAGGAGGAAGGAAAGACGCUCCCUCGCCGUCCUCUGGGGGGGCGGAGCGCAGGCGGGGGCCCGCAGACGCCGACGGCGCCGCCAGUCCUCGCUGCGUCCCUGUCAGCCUCUACGAGGAGCGGCUGCUGCUGCGGCGCCUGGACGCCUGCCCGCUGGCUCUGGCCGUCACGCCGCUGGCACGCCGCCUCCGCAGGAAGCUGCUGGUCCGCCAGGCCCAGAGGCAGCGGGGGCUCCCCCUGCUGGACGUGGACCGGGCCGUCAGCGCCACCCUCAGCCUGGUGGGAGGGAUCUACGGGGCCGCAGAGGCGGGGCCCCAGGCUGGGGGCGGAGCCGAGGAGAAACACCGCACCAGCAGUCGGGAGCUGCAGAUUCUGGACCGUUUCCAGACCAGAACCUCGGGCAGAAGAGGCGUCCCCCUGCACUCCGUGUCCUUCUGGCACCGGCUGAUGGGCGCUGAUGGCGGUUUGGAGCAGAGCAUCAAGAGUCCGUACACCUCCCGCGUGCUGAAGCCUUUCAUCAGGAGGGACUAUGAGAGCCGCCCCCUGAAGCUGCGGCUGCUGGCUGAGAUCCGAGCGCACCCCCACAGGAAGGAGGCGGGGUGGACCCCCGAGGCCGACGCCCCCAUCGACUACUGCUACGUCCGACCCAGCCACAUCCCCUCCGUCAACUCCAUGUGUCAGCACGGCUUCUGGCCAGGAGUGGACCUGUCCGAGUGCCUGCAGUACCCGGACUUCAGCGUGGUGGUCCUCUACAAGAAGGUGGUGAUCGGCUUCGGGUUCAUGGUUCCGGACGUCAAGUACAACGAGGCCUACAUCUCCUUCCUGCUGGUGCAUCCGGAGUGGAGGAGGGCCGGCAUCGGGACCUUCAUGAUCUACCACCUCAUCCAGACGUGCAUGGGGAAGGACGUGACGCUCCACGUGUCGGCCAGUAACCCCGCCAUGCUGCUCUACCAGAAGUUCGGCUUCAAGGCCGAGGAGUACAUCCUGGACUUCUACGACAAGUUCUACCCCGUGGACAGCACCGAGUGCCGCCAUGCCUUCUUCCUGCGGCUGCGGCGCUGACGGCUGGCGGAUCCGUCAGUUUGAAGUCGGACUUCGACCUGAUUCUGCUUCUCAGAUCCAAUAAAACGUUUCCGUUCA
This is a messenger RNA of Oryzias melastigma (Indian medaka), 2445 nucleotides long. RefSeq names its product lysine acetyltransferase 14 (gene kat14). The record is from RefSeq and is a predicted model, not a curated record. Bases 34 to 2367 code for a protein of 777 amino acids. Gene Ontology annotation, molecular function: acyltransferase activity, transferring groups other than amino-acyl groups. NCBI's taxonomy places the organism in Eukaryota, Metazoa, Chordata, Actinopteri, Beloniformes, Adrianichthyidae. The transcript has 10 exons.